AUGAAGCUCAACGCAGCCACCGCAGCUACGAUGGCGCUAGGCGCCUCAGCGGCCGGCACCUUGAACUAUACAGACAGUUCCACAGGCAUAUCUUUCUCGGGUUACAGUGAUGGGAAGGGUUACUUGUUUGGCAUGGCCCUGCCCGAGACCAUCGGCACCGAUGUGAUCAUUCAACUCGUCGCCCCUGCAACCGACGGAGCGGGCUGGGCAGGGUUCGACUUUGGCAUGGAGAUGGCAAACAAGCUCCUGUUGGUUGCGUGGCCCAAUGGUGAAGCCGUGAUGACCUCUGCUCGAAUGGCAACUAGCUAUGCGACACCCGCGGUCUAUUCUGGUGAUGUUGAUCUAUAUCCUAUCGCCGCCGGAACCUAUGUGAACAGCACACACUACGCAGCUACAUUCCUAUGUGCUGGCUGUAUCACAAACGACGACGACACAUUCCUGACAACCGAAGCCAGACCGAUCCUCGGCUGGGCGUACUCGAGCACGGCGGUCACAGAUAGUGCUGACGCGUCUACCGCCCUGAACUACCACUCUGCUGGGUUUGGAGGCUUCGGUUUGACGCUGUCUGAUGCGAUGUCAGCGCAAUAUGACACCUGGGCUGCCAUGGCAGAUACCACAAGCUCAACGCCGCCCGUAACUGGUGGCAACUCUACAGUGCCUGGCAACAGCACUACUCCGAUCACUCAUUCCAAUACUACUUACGACUACAUCAUAGCUGGUGCUGGCCCGGCUGGGCUGGUUGUUGCCGGCAGGCUCGCCGAAACUGGUGCAUCCGUUCUCCUGCUUGAACGUGGUGGUGCCUCUACAUAUUCGACUGGUGGCAAGGCAACCCUUUCCUGGAACUCCUCCGUCACCCAGUACGAUGUGCCGUCCAUGGCUUACUAUUUGUCAUCCGCUGCUGAAACCACCGAGUAUUGUACGGACACUGCAUCUCAGGCGGGAUGCAUUCUCGGCGGCGGUGGUAUGGUCAAUGCAUUGAUGUUUGUCGCACCCCAAGACAAGGACUUUGACGAUAAGUGGCCUGCAGGCUGGAAGUCGGCAGAUGUUGCUGCAGCUUCGCAGCGCUUCUUUGCUCGUAACCCUGCCACCGACUUGCCAUCUGCCGACGGACAGAGGUAUGAUCAGGAUGCCUACGACGUGUUGUCUUCGUUCUUGUCGGCCAAUGGCUUCAGUUCCGUCGACGCUAUCAAUGAGCCUAAUGAGAAGAUCGACGUCUUCUCCCACCCUCCAUGGAACAUCCAGAAUGGAAUGCGCGGUGGCCCCGUCAAGACGUAUCUGCCCCUGGUUGAGAACAUGUCGAAUUUCAAGCUGAGCCUGAAUACCAAGAUGAUCCGCGCGGUGCGUAAUGGUACUUGGGUUUCUGGCGUUGAAGUGGAGCUUGCAGAUGGAACUCACCAGAUUAUCAGCGUCACGCAGACGACUGGAAAGGUUAUUCUCGCAGCUGGAGCGCUGUCUACCCCUAGAAUCCUUUUCUACAGCGGCAUUGGCCCAACCGAGCAGAUCAAGACAGUUCCGUCUGGCGUUACUCUCCCUGACUCAUCGGAAUGGAUUAACCUGCCCGUCGGCAAAGGGGUGAAGGACCACACAAUCAUCACCGCCACUCUCGGAACCAAGAGCUCUCUCACGUCUCUCGCGUCGACCAACUUCACAACCCCAAGUGAGGAGUCCGUCUCUCUUUGGUCUGAGGGCUCUGGACUCCUCACGCAGUCUGGUCAGCGUCUCAACUUCUGGACCGCGGUCACCUCGCCCAGCGAUGGGCAGACCCGUUACAUUCAAGGAACCUGCAACAGCCCGAAGGAUAACACCAUCAGAAUCAAACUCUACGUUACCCACGGCGUUACUUCCUCGGCCGACGUGGUGCUUGACACUACUGGAAAGCUCACCCAAUUUUCUGGCUCCCCUUGGCUCCAGACCCAGGGUGAUGUUGAAGCUUACGAAGUAUUCUUGGACCGCCUUGUCCAGAUGACCAGCAAAGCCAACUCAACGCUCACUCUCCAACUGUCGGACGGCUCAGCAGCCCCUUCGAACAUCACUGGCGCUGCACUCUUUGCUAACCUCAAAUCCACCUCCACCACCGGUGCUCACUUUGUCGGCACCACCAAGAUGGGCGUUGACGACGGUCGCACUGGAAAUGGCAGCGCUGUCGUUGAUACGGACACCAAGGUCUAUGGUACCGACAACUUGUUUGUAGUUGAUGCCUCGAUGCAUCCCGACCUGCCCACGGGCAACACCCAAGCUAUUGUCAUGGUGGCUGCCGAACGUGCUGUGGACAAGAUUCUGGCUCUGACGGGAGGCAGCGUGGGCAGUGGGAGCGGCACCGGCACUGGGAGUGGAGGCUCUGGAUCCCAACCCAGCAAGUGUAAGCGGACCUCCAGGGCUUCCCACGCGAAGGAGAUGCUCAAGAUUCGCGGUGGCAUCGGACACCAGCUCUACACCAAGGGCCUCGUCAACCGACGCAGUGAUCUGAAGGACAUGUACGGCCUAUGA
This is a messenger RNA of Neoarthrinium moseri, 2487 nucleotides long. RefSeq lists its product as uncharacterized. Gene Ontology annotation, molecular function: flavin adenine dinucleotide binding; oxidoreductase activity, acting on CH-OH group of donors. Bases 1 to 2487 code for a protein of 828 amino acids. The transcript has a single exon. Lineage: Eukaryota; Fungi; Ascomycota; Sordariomycetes; Amphisphaeriales; Apiosporaceae. The record is from RefSeq and is a predicted model, not a curated record.